Molecule: messenger RNA, 2272 nt
Organism: Aplysia californica (California sea hare)
Lineage: Eukaryota; Metazoa; Mollusca; Gastropoda; Aplysiida; Aplysiidae
Product: putative glycerophosphocholine phosphodiesterase GPCPD1 homolog 2
Biological process (GO): glycerophospholipid catabolic process
Molecular function (GO): starch binding; glycerophosphocholine phosphodiesterase activity
Source: RefSeq, a predicted model, not a curated record
GCCCUUUGAUCUUUGUUCGUCCUUUUUCUUUUCACGACCUCAUUGAACUAAGCCAGGCUACUGUGUACUCUUCUGUCCCGAAUGAAGCGAUACGCCCAGCGAACGAGUUCAACCGUGCCCUAGUCCGCCUAGUCGUGACGUGACCGAAUUCUGUUCCUACUGGACAUUCAUGGAAGCUAGAUCUACUGCACUACUAGAACAUUUAGGUCUAGGCCUAUCUAUGCGUUUUUCGUGUGAUUGUGUGGUUUCACAAUAAUUUGUCAAUUCUGCGCGAUGUUGGAAGGCAAAAUAUUGAGGCUGAGGUCGAGGUAACCUGCUGCUGGCAGAUUCUCUUCCACCAGUGAAUCGAGAGUGAUCCAUUUCUCAAUCACAAGUGCUGUAGUAGUGUAUAGAGCGAGUCCCCUUGGCCCUUGGCCGCUGCAGGCUAGGCCUAAUUUUAAAAAAAGAACAUUAUAUUAUUAUAUUCACCGCCACAUCUGGGGUAUUCGUUCUCCUGACGACCAGUGUGGCAGGAUAUUCAGUUCAACUUUCUGCCUGCCGGCGGUGACGGCUGACGGUGCUCUUUUCUGUUGAGCCAGGCUCAGGUGAUUCAAAGUCAGAGAAAAUGGCACAGGUCGAAGUGGUAUUCAAUGUGGAUGUAGAAACCCAAAAAGGACAUACGGUCUGUUUGGUUGGAGACGAUCCAGCUUUGGGAGCUUGGGACCCUCUAAGAGGUGUCUGCAUGCAAAAGAAUUUCAGCGGACAAAACUGGAAAAGAUGGGUGUGUUCGUUGCAUCUUGCAAAGAACCAGGUGUACCAAUUCCGUUAUUAUGUAUGCAAAGAUCAACGCGACCUGGUUCCGAAACAAAAUGGUGAGCUCAACGGUUUUAAGCAGAACCACCAUGUUGAGAGACCGAUAUCGGUCUUGAAGUGGGAGACGAAUGUGAAGCCCAGAACUUUCUCAACUGAAGGUGUUGGCGAGACUCUUGAGCUGCCUGUUGCCAACUUUGGGAAAUAUGAUGGGGUUUGUCACAUCGGCAAAGGCUGGCUGAUCAACCAGUGCGAGGUUCAGAUCCGCCUGCACAGCAACCCCAUCUACAUGUACAAGGCCAAGCACAGAGAACAGAGCUAUAGCGUCAAAUGUGUGGCCAUGGACUACGCAAAGACUCAGCUGGCGUCGUUUGAAGAGGAUACCGACUCAAUGGACGGACCGCCACCCUGCGCUGCUUCAGAGGUCCUUGUCACAAAUUUGAGCGAGGACGACUGUGUGCCCAAAGAGCAGGGCCCGGCGGGGAUGUUGUACGGAGAAAACGACUACAUCGUUUUCCGGACGCAGAUCCCGAAUCCACAAAAUGUGGGCUUCCAGCUGGAUUUUUUUGUGUUUGAGCCGCACCGGUCGCCCAAGUUUGUGGGCACGUCGUACCUCCUACCUCAUAAAAAGAUCGAAUCUCAGUGUGUGGUGAAGCUGCCCGUGAUUGGCACCAACCACAAGCCUAUCGGAGAAGUCUCUUUGGAGAUGCUCUUGGUGACCCCCCUACCCAUCCUCAACCUGACCAUGGAGCAGAGUUUUCAGACCCACUGGAAAUGGAAGCAGGCCAAAGCUCUGGACAUCGGACAUAGAGGGAUGGGAGCCUCCUACUCCAGAGUGAGUAUGCUCAAGGAAAACACAAUCGCGUCCUUUGCUGCGGCAGGGAAACACGGAGCUGAUUUUGUUGAGUUUGACGUUCUGCUCAGCAAGGAUAAGAAGGCGGUCAUCUACCACGACUUUGUGGUCAACGUAGCUUAUACCAACAAAAAGAGCCAAAAAGCCAAGACUGAACUGUUUGAAAUUCCUGUCAAGAACCUUACACUUGCCCAGCUCCAGUCUAUGAAGCUGUUUGUAGCUGGAGACAACAGUGUUGAAAUCAACGACGAGGAGUGUCCAUUGGAGGAGACCGAGCCAUUCCCGACGCUGGAACAAUGUCUCCUGGAGGUGGACGCCAACACGGGCUUCAACAUCGAGAUCAAGUACCCGCUAGUGGACAUUAAUGGUGUUUGGGAGAUGGAAAACUACCUGGACGUCAACGAGACUGUUAACGUUAUCCUGGAAGAUGUGUUUAAGUGUGCGGGAACCCGGAAAAUCGUCUUCUCCAGUUUUGAUCCCGACAUCUGUAUCCUCCUGCAGCUGAAGCAGAACAAGUACCCCGUGAUGUUGCUGCACCAGGGCCAGACCAAGGUGUACGUGCAGUACAGAGACUACCGGGCCAGCACCUUCAGUAAGGGCAUCAGUUUUGCCCUGUCCGAGCAUCUGCUG